CUCGUGCAGGUGCAGCAGCGUCAGACCGAUCCAUUCCAACUGCAUGCGAACCCCAGACCUGCGACCCAACAGCGACCCAACUUAACCUCGACGACGUCCAGCCUCUUUUUGCCGCUUCCAUCCCCUUCCUCGCGCCUCUUGCAGCGCGCAAUGAUCCUCAGACGACGCCGCUCGACUCGCCGGCCAUGAACGCCGCCUCCGCUUCAGCUCCCCUCGCUCCCAGAGCCCCGACGAGGCCCAAACAGGCGGCCGUCUCUCCGCCUCCCGAAGCCGGUGCCGGCAAUACCGCAGAUCGCCGGAGCAACCGUGCCGCACCCAUCGACCCGCUGUCGGACCGGGCCACGCUGAACCUCGUCCGCCGGACGCUGUGCCCGCAGCACCUGGGAGACAAGGCCCGAGAUGCCCAGCCCGCCCUCGAGGACCUGCUGCCGCCGCUGACGAGCCGCAACGAUGUCGACCUGCAGCUGUACGCCUUCCUGGCCAUCAUCAUGCGCGACUUUGUCCAGAGCUGGUACGGCAAGAUCACCACCGACGAGACGUUUGUGCCUGAGAUUCUCCGCAUCAUAGCACACUGCACCACGGCGCUGGAGCAGAGGUUUAGGAAAUUAGAUCUCGAGAGCUUGCUGCUGGAUGAGAUUCCGGAGCUGCUCGAUAAACAUGCUACAGCUCGCCGUGUGGCCUCUCGGUCUGCCUUUCAACCGUCCGUGGAUGCUGAUCCCCGAGAGGUCUAUCACUCCAUAUUCCCCUUGCCGUUCCUCUCCCCGGUACCUCGCUUGGGUAAUGGGACAGCCGUGGAGCUGCAGCGGCAGAAUGAGGCGACGUAUCGCCAGCUCCUGGUCCAGGCCGUUCUGGCCAUCCUGCUGCCGACUGAAGAUUUGGAGAACCCUUGUCUGACGGCUCUCGUGGAGCAAAUCUUGUCCGAGCUCAUCAUUGGCAAUGUGAUUGCGGGUAAAGCAUCCCAGCCAUGGCUGCUCUACGAGGCCAUUUGCAUAUCCGCAAGGUCAUUGGGCGAGCAGAAAGCCAGAACCAAAGCGAGGAUCGUGACUGGGACAGACCAGCCGUUGCCGUUAUCAUCGGACCUCGGCCAGGAUGCGGCCAAGUCGCCGAAGUGGACGGUCCACGGGGUAUUUGUCCUGAUUAUUCACUUAGGCAUCCUCUUCUUCAACGCAGUCAGGUUCAUGGCGGGUAUAUUGGCGGAUUCUAUAUCCUUGCCGCCUAGAACGGCGCUUCAUCUCGAUGAGGAAGCCGCUCACGACAUUCACGACGACGACAAACGACGACUGCUAUCCACGGAUACGAACCUCGAUCGGGCCAAAGUACCUGUACUUUCCUUCAAGCUCUGGUCAUGUCUCGGAAACCUGAUUGAGCUAGAGCAGCGGAAGCCUUGGCUGGGUGGCUUCAUAUCGCUACUACGGACGGCGGCCGUCAAUGGGCCAUGGCGCAUUGCGGGGCUUGAUGGCCCUCUUGACAGACUCCUUUCGCAUCAUAUCCGAGCUCUCUUCGACUCUUCUCAUCUGCCGCCCAUCCUUCGGUCGCUCCGAGGCGCCUUGUUUCCCAACAAUAGCCUCGGCACGUCCAGCCUGGUACCUCCCCAGUCGGAGGAGGAGCUGCUCGCUCUUCGCCGCAGGGCGGCUGGCGCCAUUCUGGGCCUGGUCCCCGCAAGCGUUGCCCGCGUGUACUUUGGGCGUCGGCUUUGGCGCUUGGGCGGGCUGUUUGACCCUGGCGAAGACGUCGGAUCGUCGUCUGCCGCGGCUGACGAGCAGGACGGCGACGAGAGGAUUUUGGACGAGCUUGAGGGGCUGCUGGACGUUGUUGUUGGUGAUGAGUAUUGUAACAAGCAUCUGAUGUACAGCGCGUUGGAGCUGCUUCUCGUGAGGCUGAUGCCCGAACUAAGCGAGAAGGGUGUUGUGGAGCUAUGGGAAGAGAGACUUGGCUAA
This is a messenger RNA of Trichoderma citrinoviride, 1937 nucleotides long. RefSeq lists its product as hypothetical. Gene Ontology annotation, cellular component: late endosome; early endosome; extrinsic component of endosome membrane. Gene Ontology annotation, molecular function: phosphatidylinositol binding. NCBI's taxonomy places the organism in Eukaryota, Fungi, Ascomycota, Sordariomycetes, Hypocreales, Hypocreaceae. The record is from RefSeq and is a predicted model, not a curated record. The transcript has 4 exons. The coding region runs from base 186 to 1937 and encodes 583 amino acids. Gene Ontology annotation, biological process: early endosome to late endosome transport; endosome to lysosome transport; protein targeting to lysosome.